UGUACCGGGUAUCUCAUCUUGUCGUUAGAGAUGACAGAAGAUGGGAAGUUUCGAAUUGAGAAAUUCGAUGGUACAGAUUUCAGUUGGUGGAGAGUGCAAAUUGAAGAUUUGUUGGUUCAGAAAGAUUUGGACGUGGUAUUAGGUGACAAGCCAGAAAAGAUGUCAGAUGCAGAUUGGGCAGGUUUGGAUCGGAAAGCAAUGUCCGUGAUCCGACUCUCGUUGACCAAGAAUGUUGCAUUCAACAUUCUGAAGGAGACGACAGCAAAAGGCAUCAUGGAAGCACUGUCUAACAUGUACGAGAAGCCAUCUGCGGCAAACAAAGUGUUUCUGAUUAGAGAAUUUGUGAACACAAGGAUGAAAGAAGGCACUUCAGUUACCGAGCAUAUCAACAAGUUAAAUUCGAUCUUAGCCAGACUUUUGUCAGUGGGCAUUAAGUUCGAUGAUGAAGUUCAAGCUUUACUAUUGUUAUCGUCAUUUCCUGACAGUUGGUCCGGAACUGUUACAGCAGUUACCAGUUCAGCGGGACCUGACCGAUUCACUUUUGAGAAGAUUCGUGAUCUCGUUCUUGGCGAAGAUGUCAGAAGAAGGAGUUCUGGUGAGUCUUCUGGAGAAUCACUAAAUAUCGUCAGAGGUAGAAGAAAUAACAGAGGUAGUGGGAGCAAGAAUAGACGAAGGAGUCAAUCGAAGACUCGAGAUAGCUCAGGCGUAACAUGCUGGAAGUGCAAGGAGGUGGGGCAUUUCAAGAAUCAAUGCCCAAAAGAGGAUAAGCAAGUAAACAUUCUUUUUUUCGACGAAGUGGGAGGAUAUUGGUGCCUAUUUUACAAACCAUAAGGGGCAUCACCGCUUACUAUCCUAUUUUCCCUUCCCUUGUAAUUUCUUUUUAAAUUUAAUCUUUAUCAUAUUUUAAAAUUUCAAAAAUGUUUGGGUUUGAAAAAAAUAACUUAUUGAAAUAACAUACAAAUAACGGU
Molecule: messenger RNA, 968 nt
Organism: Cuscuta campestris
Lineage: Eukaryota; Viridiplantae; Streptophyta; Magnoliopsida; Solanales; Convolvulaceae
Source: the annotation of a GenBank genome assembly